Molecule: messenger RNA, 576 nt
Organism: Toxorhynchites rutilus septentrionalis
Lineage: Eukaryota; Metazoa; Arthropoda; Insecta; Diptera; Culicidae
Exons: 2
Coding region: 34-576 (180 amino acids)
Source: RefSeq, a predicted model, not a curated record
GUGCAUUUCCUUAUUUGUUCAGGGAGCAACACAAUGCAGACCAUACUGUCAGCUGUGAUAUUUGCCAUAAUCGCCAAUGCGGCUGUUGACUCUCUGCAGAUUUAUCGGAGUAAAUCAGUGGGCAAGCGAGACCUCUGGGACUUUGGAAGCCACACAGAAUCAGGAAGUGAAGAUCAGGAAGAAGGCAAACUUUCACUGGACGAUUUCCAGCAUGAUUACCUACGCGUUCCGGUGCAUCCGGUACAUGAGUGGCACCAGGAUGAGCCUCAUAGCAAGAAGGAUGCUCGAGAGUGGAAGCCAGUGGAGUCAAAGUCACAUGGUGUUUCGACCUAUUCGAAAAAGUCGAACAAGGAGGAACGAACCGAGGAGGAGUGGCAGGACGAUAAGCUCGAUGAGCCGGAGAAAGGGGAAGAACAUCAUCAUCACCACCAUCACCAUCAUUUGGUGAAGGUCAUUGAGGUUCCGAAGCCCUAUCCGGUGCACGUGGAGAAACCGUAUCCUGUGUAUGUAGAAAAACCGGUCGUGGUGGAGAAAGCUGUGCCGUUGAAGCUUUAUAUUACGAAAAAAUAUCACUAA